This is a messenger RNA of Penicillium concentricum, 843 nucleotides long. RefSeq lists its product as uncharacterized. The transcript has 2 exons. The record is from RefSeq and is a predicted model, not a curated record. Bases 1 to 843 code for a protein of 280 amino acids. NCBI's taxonomy places the organism in Eukaryota, Fungi, Ascomycota, Eurotiomycetes, Eurotiales, Aspergillaceae.
AUGUAUCAGCAGAGCAAAGCCAGGAGGGAUAUUCUCUCUCCACAAUACCAUAGACCAGAAGUGCGACAAAAGACUGACGGCCAUGACCAUCAUCAUCUGUGUCACGUCCAGCAACUCACGCGUUACUCAAGGGACAAUCACCUCCACCUCAUCGAGAAUAGGAGCGAUACCAUCGAACCCCAGCUAUAUAACCUGCAACAAGCCCCAAGACCCAAAGAGACUGUUCAUUGUUAUUUCUGUCCUCACUUUCGAGGUCAGGAUCCUAACCUCAAAAUGAACAACGUCGAAUUCAAUCUCCGUGUCCACCGCCACAAGAUCUGCUAUCAUAAUCGAUAUGAAACCCAAUAUAUUCACCACCAACCCCGAAUUCGACCUCCAAAGUGGAAUGAAAACGAGGAGCACAACUACCACAUUGGCCAUUACUAUACCCAAGAAAUCCACUCCAACGAGCAACAAGAUCACGCACCAACAGUCAAGCACUUCCACGAAAAAGGCUCAAAUGACCCGUUUGAUCGUGUCCACCAUAACGCUGCACCACCAGAUCAAGGUACCUGUGCUGGUAUUACCAUGUGUAAGUCACACGAGGACGGGUGCGGAAGCAACAUAAAAGCCGUUAGAUUCGAAGAGGAUGCUAGGAUGCCAGAAUAUACUGAGACACGCGAUUCCAAUUGUCCUAUACAUCGUACCCCGCCCCUUGUGGAAGACCAGUGUUAUUCUCGUCGCAAUCCUCGUCAUCGCCAAACCCAAUCUCGAGAAUCGAGAACUUACAGGUGGGCUUGGGGCCCUCCGUUGCCCGCGGUUGUCACUCGACGUGGAAAGAUUUAUUAUGCAGAGAACUAUUGA